ACGAUUCUGCAUUGAAAGGAGAAUGCGGUCGCUAUAUGACUGACAAUGAAGGCCUUCGGUAGACUCAGGACGAGUUGCUUGGGAUGUUGAAGAAGAAGGAGGCAGAAAUGAUUGCGUUGAGGAGUGCAUUCGCAAAAAUUGAGGUGAAUGCACGAUCAGUGCUUGAAAGUUUCCUGGAAAGGAAACGAAGUGAAGAGGUGAGAGAUUGGUCUUUGUCCGGUAGUGUGGAUGCGAAGAAGGAGGAGAAUGUUGGCGAGGACAUUGCCAGCCAACUUACAUCUUUAAUCCAAUCCUCCAUUAGAAAUGACUUGCUUGACCAAGUUGUUGAGCUUAGUACUAAAGUUGAUCCGCAUGUGUCCCAAGAGUGUGAGUAUUUGCGUCUACGCUGUGAAACAACCGAGAGUGGAUUGAGAAAAUUGUUGUCGGCGGGUGCCUUGCCAUCGAUUGAUCCUUCUUUUGCAUUAGAGGUGUUUGAGCUUCCAUUAGGUCGAACUUUAGAAGAGCUUCCGAAAAAUUGUUUGAUUGGUAUGUUGCAAUCAUUGCGAAGAGUUGGUGUGGAGCUUGCACAUAGAAAUGCAGUUUUUGAGGUGCAAAAUACAAUGAGGUUUCCGGUAAGCGAUAGCCAGUUGAGAGCGAGAGUUGUUACUCUCGGACAAUUGUACAAGGAGGCACGAGAAGAGUUAAUGGACGCUAUGUUUCAACAUAGUUUCUCGGAUCAGUGCGGUGAGGGACUGACGGAUGGCAUGAUGGCGAGUUACAAGGAACAGUUGUAUAGCCUCAUAAUUUUGUUAGCAAAUAUCAUUGGUGCCCAUUCGCAGUUGACUAUUACCGGAUGUGCUUUCACGAGAGUGUCAUGUGCGGCUUCUUUAAACAAAAGUAGGAAACUUGUGGAUAAAGUUGUGCAUGUAUCACGGAACGAGUUGCAUGACAAUGGAGACUUUGUCAAAGGUCGCCAAGGUGUGAGUGCCUUGGUCGAGGAGUGGAAAGACGAGCGGCCAGAAUUCGAGAAACAUGAAGAUUGGAAACGUCAGUUGAAAACAAGUCGUCUGGACUACUGGGAGAAACAGUUAGACAUGUUCAAUAAGCUGGAACAGGAAAAAACCUCACAACCCGCUCCGUUGUCAACUCCGUUCUGGCCAACCCCGAUGACGGGAAGCGUAAAUGAGGUGAAGAUGGAACUUCCUAUUGUUGAUUCACCGCCGAGGAAGCAAUGUUUCGUAGGUUAUAAGAGUGAUACCCCGAAACCGGAGUUCGACCCGGCAAAGCAUGUUGAUAUCGGUUCUUUCGUAGUGAUGCGCGCUCCAGACGAGAAUGCGGACAAAGGAGUUAGUUUUUGGGUAGGACGUUUGCAAGAGAAAUCUGAGGACUCUGAGCAAAUUCUCGUAGAGUAUUGGAGGCCACAGGGCAAAGAGACCGAUAUGUGUAAGUUGAUGAAUGUCAACCACAAUGCAUCGCACAACAACGCAUCAUCGACUGACACUUCAUCACAAGGCAACAAUUCAAAUACACCGGCCUUGGAUCUUAUAAUAUUCGACAAAAAUAUAUGGAAACAUGAUAUCGUCGGCAUAGACUCUCGUUAUUUGCACCUUGUCCGAAAUGUCGCGCCGGACGGUGAAAUCCCCAUGUCUUGGGUCAUGGGAGGCAACAACAUACAACUUCAUCGCGACGACAGCAAAGACUUCUGGUACUUGUACUCGUUGGAGCAAGAAGUCGAUGUGGAGCCCGACGCCGAGGAUAGUACUGAAGACCCUGUUACACCAACGGAGAUGAUUGAUGUGUGGAAAACAUUGUGUAUAAAGCAGCAAUGGUCAGAGCGGGACAGGAAACACGCCAAACAAUGUGCUUGGUUUUGCCUCGGAAAACCGCACCUGCCGUUCCCGAUCUUUGUAGAUUUCUAUGGUCGAAUCCGGGUGUUGAAUCGUAACACCACCAUUGUGACACUUUUCACAGCGGCCAAGGUGAACGAUAAAAAAAUCAAUACGUUCUUCCUUGCUAGAGAGGAGUUUCACAAUAUCACACUUACAUCUCAGGAAGCAUUUAACGACCCUACACUCGCUGGAUCGCUUGGGCGCUUCAAAACUCGAAUAUCUCAUGAUCAUGCUCUAAGGAAAGAGCUCGACAUGAGGAUAGGAUGCUUAGUGCACAGUCAGGUUCAUUAUCUAUUUGACAAUUAUGAUGAGAUAUCGUGCACCGUCGAAUAUCGAGAUGACACGUUGGACUUGGAGGGGGUAGGAGGAGCGGAGGAGGGGAGGGGAGGAGCGGAGGAGUGGGGAGGAGCGGAGGAGUGGGGAGUAGAGGAGUGUGGAGGAGCAACGCAGGGGGAGUCGGGGAGGAGUGGAGGAGCGACGGAGUCACGAGGAGCAGCGGAGGGCAUAGGAGCGGGGGAAGGGAAGGAGCGGAGGAGUGCGAGGAGCGACGGAGGGGGGAGGAACAACGGAGGGGGUAGGAACGGGGUUGGGGGGAGGAGCGGCGGACGGGAGACGAGCAGCAGAGAGCGAGCGGUGGAGGGGGAAGGAGCAACGGAGAGGGAGGAGCGGCGAAGGGGAGAGGACGAGUGCAGGGUCAGGAGUCGGGAGGAGCAGCGGAGGGGGAGGAGUGGAGGAGGAGCGGAGGAGUGCGGAGUUGGGGGGAGGAGUGGUGGAGGGGGGAGGAGCAGUGGAGGGGGAGGAUCGGCGGAGGGGGGAGGAGCAGCAGAGGGGGAGGAGCGGAGGAGGAGCCGCGGAGCGAAGAGGAGUCGCGGAAGGGGGAGAAGCAGAGGCAACUGACGUGCAGUUGCCUCCACUUAUCUGUAUGACUUCCAAAAACAUAGUUUUCCUUAUGCGAAGAAAAUAUGCAACUUGGAUGUAUUGGCAAUA
Messenger RNA from Chara braunii, 2855 nucleotides. The record is from the annotation of a GenBank genome assembly. NCBI's taxonomy places the organism in Eukaryota, Viridiplantae, Streptophyta, Charophyceae, Charales, Characeae.